UCAAUGGCCGCCAACUGGGUUUGAGGUUGCGCGCGCUUUUUGCUAAGUGUUUGUUUGUGUUUGUGCGCCAACGUGUGGGGCUAUUCGUAGUGUCUAGCAACUGUCGGUAGGACAUCUUUUCGGACUCCGCACACGCAUAUUUAUUCCUUCCUUCUACUGCCCUUCCCGAAGCAAGAACGAGAUGGCUGAAGACCUUCCGUACAUGGCCGAAUACGCCAAAAGCGGCCGCGCGUCCUGCAAGGGCUGCAAGUCCAAGAUCGACAACGCCGAGCUUCGCCUUGCUGUCAUGGUGCAGUCGCCCAUGUUCGAUGGCAAGACACCCAACUGGUACCACUUCAUGUGCUUCUUUGCCAAGCAGCGGCCAAAGUCUGUUGGCGAUAUCGACAAGUUUGGCACGUUGCGUUACGAAGACCAGAAGCGCAUUCAAGAGAAGAUUGAGAGCAAAUUGGCAACUGGAACAACUGAAGAAGACUUGAAGGACUUUGCCACAGAAUAUGCCAAAUCCAGUAAGAGCACUUGUAAAGGCUGCAACGAGAAGAUCGCUAAAGGAGAGGUCAGGAUUUCCAAAAAUGAUUACGACAGUGGCUACGCCAAGAUGCGAGGCGCCAUCCCCAUGUGGUUCCAUGUGGACUGCUUUGUCCAGAAGCGGGACGACCUCGACUACACGUUGGGUGCUGAAAGCCUUCCAGGUUUCAUGACCCUUGGCGUCGAUGACCAGAAGAUGCUCAAGGAGAAGCUGAAGAAAUUAGACAGGAAGCGAAAGCCGAAGGAAGCUGGCGACACAGUCGAUGGGCCGUCGUCUGCGAAGCAGCCGAAGAAGGAGGUUGAUGUCGAAGAGGAGAAAGCCCUCAAGAAACAAUCAGAUCGUGUGUUCAAGCUUCGCGGCGACCUGCAGAAGAACCUCUCAAAGAAGGAACUGCAAGAGCUGCUUGAGUUCAAUAGCCUGGACAUCCCACCUGGUGAAAGCAGGAUCUUGGACCUUCUGUCAGACUGCAUGGCCUUUGGUGUUCCAGCACGCUGUCCCGAAUGCAAAGAGGGCCAGCUGAAACUCAAGACGCAUGGUUACACGUGCACUGGCAACAUCAGCGGGUGGACCGCAUGCACCUACGUGACGCUCGAGCCCACCCGAGUGCCGUUCAAGGUUCCGCAAGAUUUCAAGGAAACCUAUCCUUUCCUCAACAACUACAAGAGUGUCACAAAGAAACGCAUCUUCCCAAAGGACCUUCCAAAGCCUACAGAGGCGUCGACAUCAGCCAACGGCAGUGCUGGUAAGCAGCGGCCCCUGGAUGGCCUGGAGGUGGUGUUUGGCAAGACAGUGACACCCAUUGAGGAACUUAAGAAGAAGCUGACACCCCUCGGUGCCAAGGUGGCUGCUAAGGUCUCUGAGAAGACCCUCUGUCUCAUCUCCACAGCGGAGGAAGUUAAGAAGAAGAGCAAGCGUGUCAAGGAAGCGGAGGCGUUCAACGUCCAUGUCGUGUCCGAGAACUUUGUCGACUCCCUGGCCAGCGGGGGUGCUGCCACUAACGUUGACCAGUUCAAGCUUGCGCCAUGGGGUGGCGAUGCUGGCUCCAAGAUAGAGAAGUACAAGUCAAAGUCGCAAAUGGACCGGAUGUUUGUCAAGAGCGGCCCCUCGACUAUGAAGCUAACUGUGAAAGGGUUGGCAGCUGUGGAGCCUGACUCAGGCUUGGCCGAUAUUGCACACGUCUAUGCCAAGGGUGACGAAAUCUACAGCUCGGUCCUGGGUCUCGUCGAUGUGAACAGAGGCACCAACUCCUACUACAAGCUGCAGCUGUUGGAGAGUGACAAAAAGAACCGGUACUGGGUGUUCCGUGCGUGGGGUCGUGUGGGAACAAGCGUAGGCGGUAACAAGGUGGAGGAGAUGGACUCGCUGCACGAGGCCAAGACACACUUCAAGUCCCUUUUUGAGGAGAAGACCGGCAACCUCUGGGAGGAACGCAAGGACUUCGUCAAGCAGCCCAACCGCUUCUACCCGCUUGAACUUGACUAUGGCCAGGACAGUGUCGACAAGAAGCAGCUGAAGCCCAGCAAGGACUCCAAGCUGCACAUGUCCAUUCAAGAGCUCAUCUGCAUGAUCUUCGACAUGAACAACUUUGAGAAGACCAUGCUUGAGUUCGAGAUUGACUUGACCAAGAUGCCACUGGGAAAGCUGUCAAAGCGGCAGAUUCAGAAGGCGUACUCAGUGCUGACGGAGCUGGCAGAGCUGAUAAAGUCCGGCGGAUCAGACAACCAGUUCACAGAUGCUUCGAACCGCUUCUACACGCUCAUCCCGCACGACUUUGGCAUGAGCAAACCGACGCUACUCAAGGACGACAAGCUUAUUGAGCAAAAGGUGAACAUGCUGAGCUCGCUGCUGGAGAUUGAGGUUGCUGUGAACCUGCUCAAGAACGAGGGUGACACCGAGGAGGACAAGCUGCACCCCGUGGACUUCCACUACAGCCAGCUGAAGGCGGACAUCCAGGUGCUGGACCGGUCGCACGACGAGUUUUCGUUGCUCAGCAAGUACGUCGAGACGACGCACGCCGAGACGCAUCGCUCGUACAAGCUGGAGAUCCUCGAGCUGUUCAAAGUGGUGAAAGACGGCGAGGCGAAGCGCUACAAGCCCUUCCGGAAGCUACCCAACCGCAAGCUGCUCUGGCACGGCUCGCGGCUUGCAAACUUUGCGGGCAUCCUCUCCCAGGGGCUGCGCAUUGCUCCUCCCGAGGCACCUGUGACUGGCUAUAUGUUUGGCAAGGGUAUCUAUUUUGCUGACAUGGUCUCCAAGAGUGCCAACUACUGCUGCACAUCGCCCAGCAAUCCGGUAGGACUGCUGCUGCUCUGCGAAGUUGCUCUGGGAAACAUGUAUGAGAGAAAGAAUGCUGAAUUCAUCACCAAAUUGCCUCCAAAUUACCAUUCCACGAAGGGUGUUGGCAUGACCUAUCCAAACCCGGAAAACAAGGUCGUCACCCCCGAUGGUGUUGAGGUGCCCAUGGGACCCUCCCUCAAGGACACCAAAGCUGGCGCCAGUAGCCUGCUCUACAAUGAGUACAUUGUGUACGACACUGCUCAGGUCACCAUGCGCUACCUCAUGAAGGUCAAGUUCAACUACGGCAUUUGAAGGGGAGGCCACUGAGAUUGUGCGUUAUUUGCAUUGGACUGCAUGCUAAUGCACACGAAGUCAGCAAGUUUAGAAGGCAAAGAUUGUGCGAGCUUUGGAUCGGGCGAAGCGUUCACUGUUGGACCAGAAUUCUUUGCCCCGUGCAUUUUUUGUGGCUCCGGCUUCAGCAGUGAUAUUUUCUUGGGAUGUGGUUUGCUUUGAGCAUAAACAAAUGGGAAGCUGCGUGCGUCAAGGAGGUGCACGUCUGCUUUAAUGCAGUAGAAUCUUGUACAGGCAGUUAUACACGAUUCUAUGUCUCUGAGAUCUUGAUUGUUUAGGUCAAAUAAGUGUUUGGCAUCCACAAGAGUGCAUGAUGGCUCCUGGCUUCUUCCUAGAUCAUGAGCGGUACGCACUACGCAUUCAAAGCAGAAACAUAGCACUGCGUUUUGUUUGCUCCUAGGGCUACCUGUAUGUAGUGUGUGGUAGCAUUAAAGGCUGAAGAAAACUAAAUUCCUAGGCAAAGGCAAGCUGUCAUAUUUGGUGUGCCAAUUUGGCAAAGAUAAAAGUCCAUAAAAAAUGUUCAAGUAGGGAGCCUGUGGCCAUUGUUUACAUACUUGUUAAGCUUUUAAUUGGCUCGGUCACAAAAUUUUGUGUGUGCAAUGCUGUUGUGGAAACCGCUCAUGCCUGAGGUGUGGCUGAGAGUUGGAAUAUGUUGUCAUAUCCAUGUCUGCUUCCGCAACCAAAGCUGUUGCAGUGGGAGGUUUGGAUUGUUAGUUGCCUUGUUUUGUGUUUAGGUAAUGGCAUUCUGUCGGAAACUACUUGAUAAAGUGUGCAUACGGUACACUUGCUCUCUGAGGAGGUGCACAUCUGUAUUGCAUUUUGUAACCAGCUAGAAUUGUGAGUACUUUCAUUUUGAGUGUACUGUGGAAUAGAGCGCCUGAGCUACAUGUAUGGGACUGUGAUUGCAUCUAAUGCAGUAAGCAGGGCCGCAUUUAACGUUGAUAACAUAAUAAUGAUAACUGCUGAUAAGAUGCUGCCAUUUAAAGCAAGACAAAAGGGUACAACUAUUGAAGGAUAUCUUGAUCAUUCCGUAUGUGAAGAGGCGGUUCACUUGUAACAGUGUGUCUGAUUGUGCCGAUUUGCUCACUCUGAUGUAGGCAUUGACAGGCAAGUUGGCUUCUGAUGAGUCUGCCAAUAGGUGGUCGUCUAGCUGAUAGUGCUCAAAAAGUAGCUGUGUUUUGCUUGCAAGAAUCAUCUGAAUCCUUAACGUUGCUGCUUCAAAUGUCCGGUAUGCAAGUAUCGAUUCUGUAAGCUUUAAUGCCCCAAACUGUCCCCUAAAGCAAGUCAGGUUUUGCCCGUUGAUAGUACCAAGUUGUUGGUUUCCAUUCCUUGCCAAAGAUGUCAGUUGCUUUCUGAAUACUGAAGAAAACAAUAUUAAUCACUCUCAUAUUGUACCUGUACAGAGCACAGUUGAUAUAUUUUUUUUGUUUCUACUCUGUGGUAGCUGCUGCAGGAUAGUCAUGCAGCAACCAUACUUGUUAGUUUUUGAGUGGUCCCAAGCCUGUGUUAAUUUUAUUUUAAUUUUCACGUGCAGCUGUGUGUUGUAUUUUUCUGCACAAUUAUUUUGCCAUCUUCCUGUACAUAAAGCAUUUAAGACCCAAGCUUUCGUGGUGGUGCCAUUGACACCAUUCUGGAUUGUUUUUUGUUUUUGCAUUUGGCCAGAUUUGUGACAAACCCACAACUACCCUCCCCUUUGCCUUAAUUUUUUUCUUUCAGAUAAUUGCGCAAUUGUAAAACAUGCAUGUUAAGAGUUUCUCUUGCCCAUUGAGAUAGUAAUGCAAGAUUGUUCUGUUGGUAUUGUGCUGUUGGCCAUAGGCACAAGGGCGCACAGUGGUUUUCGAUAACAAGGCAUCAGUAACUUCUACAUUUCCUGCAGCUCAAAUGCCCUUAGAAAAUAUGUUUGUGUGGAUGUGAGGAAUGGCUGAAACAUCUUUUUUAAGGACCUGACAUUGUCUAGUUCUUGCUUUGUCAAGUUGUACAUACUGAUGGUGUGCUUUAUUAAACAUUUUCUUAAGCUGU
Dermacentor silvarum is the source of this 5173-nucleotide messenger RNA. RefSeq names its product poly [ADP-ribose] polymerase 1 (gene Parp1). The transcript is spliced from 25 exons. Gene Ontology annotation, cellular component: nucleus. Lineage: Eukaryota; Metazoa; Arthropoda; Arachnida; Ixodida; Ixodidae. Gene Ontology annotation, molecular function: zinc ion binding; NAD binding; NAD+ poly-ADP-ribosyltransferase activity. The coding region runs from base 182 to 3115 and encodes 977 amino acids. The record is from RefSeq and is a predicted model, not a curated record.